Messenger RNA from Paecilomyces variotii, 2034 nucleotides. RefSeq names its product putative PB1 domain protein. The coding region runs from base 259 to 1872 and encodes 537 amino acids. The transcript is spliced from 4 exons. Lineage: Eukaryota; Fungi; Ascomycota; Eurotiomycetes; Eurotiales; Thermoascaceae. Gene Ontology annotation, molecular function: protein binding. The record is from RefSeq and is a predicted model, not a curated record.
AGCAUUAAGACGGCACUCCCCUUCUUUCACGAAUUUCGUACGAUCGCCACUGCAGACGAUUGAACGGUCGGUACGAUUUCUGCAGGCCUAAUCAGUCUAGUUACUCGCGAAAGCAUUCUAGAUCUAGAGUGGUUCUGCGGGGAAGUCAGCCAGGCGGGACAUUCCGUGGAUCGCUGUUCGCCCCGGUCCCUGGUAACUCACCCGACCGCGGUACUGUAGAUUAUACUAUCAACAUAGGCCUGCCAGUUAGCCAUCGCGAUGUCGCUUAAACAGGAAAUCGAAACCUGGGUCGAGGCGCUUGCACAUUACGACAAUAAUGAAUAUGAUGAAGCGUUGAAAGUAUUCGAUAAUAUUGCGGAUACAUCAAAGAUCUUGUUCAACUGUGGUGUCAUCCAGGCGACCUUGGGAGAACAUGAGAAAGCGGUCGAAUGCUACCAACGUGCAGUAGCCCUGGACCAAUAUCUGGCUGUUGCAUAUUUCCAGCAAGGAGUUUCAAACUUCCUGUUGGGCGAUUUCGAAGAGGCGCUGGCCAAUUUCAACGAUACCCUCCUCUACCUCCGUGGCAAUACAUCCAUCGAUUAUGAGCAACUAGGGCUGAAAUUUAAGCUGUUCUCUUGUGAAGUUCUCUUUAACAGAGGUUUAUGCUACAUCUACCUGCAGCAGGAAGCUCCUGGUUUGCAGGACUUGGAAUAUGCAGCCAAGGAGAAAGUCACGCCUGAUCACAAUGUCAUUGACGAGGCCAUUAAAGAGAAAGCAGAGGGUUACACUGUCUUCUCAAUUCCUGUUGGCGUGGUCUACAGACCGAAUGACGCCAAGGUGAAGAAUCUGAAAACGAAGGACUACCUGGGGAAGGCCAAGCUGGUUGCAGCCGCUGACCGUAAUAACGCUUUCACUGGGUUCCAAGGUUCAGAAUUGAAGAGAGCGCAGACCAUGGAGGCCAAGGCAGCAGAUGACCGCCCCGCUGAAGCGAUCUCGUAUGCAGCGACGAAUCUGGUCCAAAGGAAUCUCACCAGUCGAGCGCGACAGCUGUCAGAACCUCCGCUCAACCGCAACACCUUCCCUCCAACACCACCACCUGAUUCUGAUAAAUCUGGCGACGGCUUCGGAGGUGGCGCCUUGACGCAGCGGGCCGCAUCAGUACGCUCUGGCCGUCCUCCAAACCUCAACUUCAACCGAGCUGGGGCCACAACAAAUGGCCGGACCAGUGAGAUGCCAUCUAUGGACAGGCAACGCCCUGCCCCAUCACGCGCGGCUUCAGAAUCUCGACGCCCCAGGCAGUAUGCUGAUUCCCGCCGUGACGUUAGCAGGCAACCUGCUUAUCGAGAGACGAUGGGAUCAAGAUACCCCGAGGACGGCUACGCAGACGAUGUAUAUGACAUGUACACUAGCCCGCGCUCAACUGGGAAUUCCAGUCGAAGAGGACAGUCGAGACGGCAACAACCACGGUACAUUGAUGAGGACGAAGAAUACGCGAGCGACGGAUAUGAGGAUGACACCUUUGAUGACGGCGAAUUCGAGAUGAUGCCAGCACCCCAGCCCCGCCCGUCUCAGAGGAGAAGGGCAAACUCUCGCCGGCCUGAUGUUCGCAAAUUCCGUGUUAAGGUACACGCAGAAGGCGACAUACGCUACAUUAUGAUCCCAGGUUCUAUCGACUAUGGUGAGUUCGAGGGCCGGAUUCGAGAGAAGUUCGGGUUCCGCUCUCGACUGCGCAUCAAGAUGAAAGACGAAGGCGAUAUGAUCACCAUGGCCGAUCAGGACGAUCUCGAUCUACUGAUCAGCAAUGCCAAGGAUAUGGCAAGGAGGGAAGGAAACGACAUGGGCAAAAUGGAGGUAUGUGUACUCUCUUGUCUUAUCAAGUAUCCCAUCACAUAAACUAAUCGGUCAUCAGAUAUGGGUUGAACAGAAGUAAUCACCUUCGUGUCGUUGCGGUUUCUUUUUUCCAAUACGUGGACGCUUUCCUGGUCGUUCCGCAUGUUUACGUGAAGUAGGUACUACUUGGCACCUGGCGUUAAGGAGCAAGAAUUUGUUUUCACC